AUGUUAGGCUGCUGGAGUGAAUACUGUGAAGACACUGUCUCUUAUGAAGUUGCCACAGAGCUGAUGGUAUCAUGUCUCAGUUCCAACAUCACACCUGGCUUUGAGGAUGGCUUUGGCAUUUAUAGGUUAAAUGCCAACAAUGCCAGUAACAUAAAUGGAGCCAUGGAGAUUGGUGUCAUUGCUGGAGCCUGCAAACUGACCAUCACUUAUGUUUGUCAGGACAGCAGUGAGGGGACUGAGGGAGGACGCAGCCAAGAUGAAGAAGUGGCAAAGUGGUGGGGAGAGUGGAGCUCAUGGUCAACCUGUUCGCGUACCUGUGGAGGAGGGGUUAUGUCCAAAGAGAGACACUGUUUACAACAGAGGCUUAUUGCAUCACAGAACAUCAGUGUCAGCAUUUGCACAGGGCCUUCCAAACACUACCAGCUAUGCAACAAACAGCCCUGCCCAGAAAAUGGAAUUAGCUUUAAACAGCAGCAAUGUGCUGCCUUCAAUGCCAAAGCCUUUGGGAGGCGUCGCUUCCACUGGAUACCACUCUCUCCAGAUGACUACAUUAAUAUUUCCAACAAGCCAUGUGAUUUGCAGUGCACUACCCGUAAUGGAGAAAGACAGCUGAUGGUUCCAGCUCAAGAUGGAACUUCUUGUAGUGAUCGAGUCCAUCAAGGAGUCUGCAUUGAAGGCCAAUGUGAGUCAGUAGGGUGUGACGGAACACUGUUUUCAUCAAAGACACUGGAUAAAUGUGGCAUAUGUGGAGGAGAUGGCAGCACCUGUUACAGAGUCUCUGGGACUUUCAGGAAAGCGAUCACACAGUUAGGUUAUACCUUUAUUACAAAUAUUCCUAUUGGAGCUACUGAUAUACAAAUCAUUGAGAGGAGGAAAACAGAAAACAUUCUAGCACUUUCAGAUGAUGCGGGUAAUUUCUUCUUUAAUGGUGACCCAGCAGUUAACAACCCACAGAACUUUCGAGUUGCUGGGACUGUUUUCAAGUACAGGAGGCCUUCUAACUUGUAUUCAGAUGGGCUCGAAUACAUUGUGGCUCAGGGCCCUAUUAAUCAGGGUGUUAAUGUUAUGUACUACAACUUGAAUGGGAAGAUGCCCCACAUAACCUAUGAGUUUACAAUUCCAAGACGACUUGAGCUUCAGACAACCAUCCCUUCUUCUGGCUCCUCCUUCUAUUUGACUGGGCGAGAUGCACAGACUGGGGAUGAUGUUAAUUAUGUAGACCAGGGAAGUAUACUUGAAGACUAUAACACAACACUGGAGGAAACAUCUUAUUAUGAUAAUGAAAUUGCCAACAGUGAAAGUCAAAAAUACUCUAACUUUACUGGCAGGAUAUCAGGUAAAGCUGGAAACAGAUCUGUGACAGAGAUGGGUGACCUGGUGUGGCAUGAUGAGGUUUACAAAGAAGAUGCUGAAUUCCAUUCAAAUAAAGCCAUCAAAACAUUUGAGGAGAAGGUUGGCCACACUGCUCAAGGUAUAGACUUGAAUGUUAUCCGCACUAGUGUAACUCAGCAAAACAACACCCAGAGACUACAAGAGGAACUUCUCAGGAACAGACUGAUUAACUCAAAAGUCAGUGGUUAUGUAAGAGCCUGCAUAAACAAUACAUGUGAGAAUAUUCCAACAGCUGUCUUUGGGCAAAAGCAGGGAAAUGAGCCCCCCCAGCUGAGCAGUGGUCUAAAGGGCAGGUUACUGGAGUACUACACAAGGGAAGAUGUUUCAAGGACUUUUGGUUCACAGCAGUACCCAGGUUCAGAGGAGGACCCAGGGACUUCUUACAGUCUGAUGACCAGUCAAGACUAUCCUCUCGCCAGUGGAAAUAUUUCCCAGCAGCUUAAAUUUGUCAGGGUCCAUGGGAUGGAGCCGGUGCAAACUCCAGAUACUGAGAGCAAUGAAUUUGAGGUUGGUGUGCCCGGUCAUAGCAUCAGCACAGCAAAUACAUACAGAUGGAAGGUAUCUGCCUUUGGACCCUGCAGUUCCACAUGUACUACAGGUCUUAGCAGCUCCUAUGCCAUAUGUGUUCAACAUGACGGAGUGGAAGUUGAAGAGUCUCACUGUGAUGCUCUUAGUAGACCAGAGCCAGUACAUGAGGUCUGUUCUGGCAGAGAAUGCCAGCCAAGGUGGGAGACUAGUCGGUGGAGCGAAUGUUCUCGGACAUGUGGAGGAGGCUUUCAGUUCAGGACAGUUCGCUGCUGGAAGAUGAUUGCUCCUGGAUUUGACAGCUCAGUUUAUGAUGACCUCUGCUAUGCAGCCGAAGUCCAGAAGCCUGUUGACCGAAAAGAAUGCAAAAAUAAACCCUGUGGUCCACAAUGGGAGAUCUCACAGUGGUCUGAGUGUUCUGCAAGGUGUGGAUCAAAAGGUGUCAUGACAAGGGAAGUUCGCUGCUCUGUUGAAGCCCAUCAGUGUGAUGAAGCAACCAAGCCAAUCAGUUCAGAGGAGUGCACAGGCCCACCCUGUGACUGGAAGUGGACAGUGUCAGACUGGUUACCUUGCUCAGGAUCCUGCGGGGAAGGUAGGAUGACUCGAUAUGUGGUAUGUAGGAACAGCGUGAAUCAAGUUAUUUCAAACUCCCACUGUGAUCCAGCAUCAAAGCCGCUAGCUGUCUACCCCUGCGGAGACAAGAACUGCCCAGCACACUGGGUAGAACAGGAAUGGGAACAGUGUAAUGCCACAUGUGGACGUGGAGUGAAGAGUCGCCAGGUACUAUGUGCAGGCCUCGAAAAUGGAAUUUAUAAGGAGUAUCUAAAGACACAAUGUGAUCUCUCCCAGAAACCUGAGGAACAGGCAGACUGCUUUGAGAGACCAUGUUCAAAGUGGUUUACAACAUCUUGGUCCCAGUGCAGCAAAACUUGUGGCAAUGGAGUGAAGGUGCGAGAAGUGAAAUGCUACCAAGGAGAUGAGCUAGGAAGUGGAUGUGAUGCAGUCAGCAAACCAGAAGUAAAACAGACAUGUGAAAUUCAGCCAUGCCCCAUUGAAGCACCAGUUUCAGAUGAUAAUUGUGAAGACAAAGCAUCAGCAAAUUGUGCAAUGAUAUUGAAAAUGAAAUUCUGCACAAACUGGUAUUACAAGAAAGCUUGCUGCAUGUCAUGCAAAGACAGAUCAUCACAGUAAUACUGACCUUUCAGAUCAGCACUAUUGAGAAAAAAAGACUGAAGAAUAUGCCUGUUUACAUCACUACAUUUCAAAAAGGACAUCAUCUGAGCAGAGACUGCGUGUUUGUGAGUGUGUGUGUGUGUUUGUGUG
Molecule: messenger RNA, 3240 nt
Organism: Protopterus annectens (West African lungfish)
Lineage: Eukaryota; Metazoa; Chordata; Ceratodontiformes; Protopteridae
Product: ADAMTS-like protein 2
Exons: 18
Coding region: 1-3108 (1035 amino acids)
Biological process (GO): extracellular matrix organization
Cellular component (GO): extracellular matrix
Molecular function (GO): metalloendopeptidase activity
Source: RefSeq, a predicted model, not a curated record